CGCAAGCGACGCUGAUGCAUACAGAGACACAAACAGAGUGAGAGGGAGGGGAGUGCUUCGUCCUGGCAGCCAGGAAAGACAGACCUUGCCCCUCUCCCACCCCCGUCUCUGUAGAAGCCUGUUUAAAAUCAUCAUUAAAUCAGGUGCAUGCGCAUUCCUCCGGCUCUGCCGUGCUCGUCAUCCUCCGCGCUGGCAGAAAUAAUUUGCGCGCGGUCUCGAGAUGCGGUGCCAAUGUAACUGUGGCUACACCAGUGUCUGAAUCUGCCUCGCGCAACUUCAAGACUUGCUUCGUUAACCGGGUGGUUAGACAAACACGCGAAAUACUGAGGGGCGGAGUGUGACGCUUCAUGCAUGACAGUUCAUGGAUUCUUCAGAUACACCGGGAUUAAGCCAUGACAGCUGUUAGAGGCAACGGGAGGCCAUGUCCGUGGAGAUCACAAUCAAGACGAAAUCAAGUCCAUACGACUGACACACGGGGGUGCCUUCGGGGUCACCGUCACCGCGCCUGAGCCGAGCGCGUCUGCUCAUCUGGCGGCUACAUUCGCGGACACAGUGAGGACCAGACUACACACAGAGUAGUAUGUUUCGGGCAUCACAUCUUUCUGUUUGCUUCAGUGAACAUGUCGGUGUGCCCUCAUAGGGUUACUUAUUAAUACGACUUCACUUUAUUUAUUUUAUCCAAGCGACGAGGUUGAAAGAGCAUCGUUUGACAAUUACGCACACCUUUCUCUACAAGAGACGAAUAAAUCAACGCCGGUCGGCGUGAUCUAUGCCCGCCGGUUAUCUUUUCCUCCGAACCCCUCCGGUUUCCAGUCGGACUUCUGGCGUUUGAGCUGGAUAUGUUGACAUUAACGUAAGCAUGGAUGGGAUGAUCAGUCUGUUGGGGCUCCUAGCUCUCUGUCUGGAAGGCAUCUACUGCCAAGGAGUGUACGCGCCUCCUACUGUUCGGAUUGUGCACUCGGGCCACGCCUGCAAUGUGGAGGAGGAACGCUACUCGGAGCGAGUCUACACCAUUAGGGAGGGCGAGAUCCUGGAGCUCACCUGCCUCGUCACUGGACACCCCAGGCCUCAGAUCCGGUGGACAAAGACAGCGGGCAGUGUGUCGGACCGCUUCCAGGACUCCAGUGUGUUCAACGAGACGCUGCACAUCGCAAAAAUCCAGCGACACCAAGGCGGACGCUACUACUGCAAGGCCGAGAACGGCCUGGGCUCACCAGCCAUCAAGUCCAUCCGCGUGGACGUCUACUACCUUGACCCCCCGAUAGUGACCGUGCACCAGAGUAUCGGCGAGGCCAAGGAGCAGUUCUACUAUGAGCGCACGGUGUUCUUGCGCUGCGUGGCCAACUCCAACCCUCCGGUGCGCUAUAGCUGGCACCGCGGCCGCGAGGUGCUCUCACAGGGCUCCGACAAGGGGGUGGAGAUCUACGAGCCCUUCUUCACACAGCUGCAGGGGGAGACUAAAAUCCUGAAGCUGAAGAACCUGCGGCCCAAAGACUACGCCAACUACAGCUGUGUGGCCUCCGUACGCAGCGUCUGCGGCAUCCCCGACACCAGCGUCAUCUUCACUCUCACCAACAAGACUGCUUCUCCUUCCAUUAAGCUGCUGGGCGAGGACCCCAUCGUGGUCAACCCUGGCCAGACGGUGGCGCUGGUGUGCAUCACCACGGCAGGUGAGCCCCCGCCGACUCUCACCUGGACCACGGGAGGGGGCGGCGCUCUGCCGGAGAAGAGCCAGGUGAAGGACGGCACGCUCACGCUACGCGACAUUUCCUCGGACGAGGCCGGCAUCUACAGUUGUGUGGCCAGCAACAACGUGGGCAACCCGGCUAAGAAGUCCACUACCAUCAUCGUCAGAGCACUAAAGAAAGGUCGUUUCUGGAUCACGCCCGACCCGUACCACAACGACGACAACAUCCAGAUCGGCCGCGAGGUGAAGAUCUCGUGCCAGGUGGAAGCCACCCCUCCCGAGGAGCUGGUGUUUGGUUGGCUGAAAAACGGACGUACGCUACGCAGCUCUGAGCGCAUGGUAAUCACGCAGACUGACCCUGACAUCUCGCCGGGAACCACCAACCUGGACAUCAUUGACCUGAAGUUCACCGACUUUGGCACAUACACAUGCGUUGCCUCGCUCAAGCAUGGCACUAUCCCCGAGAUCAGCAUCGACGUCAACAUCUCCUCCACCACUGUUCCUCCUCUGUUCUUCUCUUUCUUAGUCCCGCCGAGUCUGGCGGUCCCGCGGGGCAAGUCACCCCUGGUGGCCCGCGAGGGCGAGACGGUGGAGCUGGAGUGUGUGGUUACAGGAAAGCCCAAGCCCAUCCUGCUGUGGACGCGCGCUGACCGCGAGGCGCCCAUGCCCGACGGCAGCGCACAGAUGGAGAGCUAUGACGGCGUGCUGCGCAUCGUCAACGUCUCGCGGGAGAUGAGCGGACAGUACCGCUGCCAGACCAGCCAGUACAACGGCUUCAACGUCAAGCCACGCGAGGCUGUAGUCGAGCUCAUCGUGCAGUACCCCCCGACUGUGGAGCCGACACACCUGGAGAUCCGUCAGGGUCUAGGCCGGACCGUGGCCAUGAACUGCCGGGUCCUGCGAGCGCACCCGUCGCGGGUCUUGCGCUACGAAUGGCGCCUGGGCUCCAAGCAGCUGCAGUCGGGCCACUUUGACUCGCGGGACGAGACGGAGUACACAAUCCGCGCGCUGGCACGAGAGAACUACGGCGAGUACGUCUGCGAGAUCAUCAACGAGGCUGGCGCUGGGAGAUGCGUCUUCAACGUCACCGGCCGGGCCUACGCUCCGGAGUUCUACUACGACACGUACAACCCCCUGUGGCAGAACCGGCCACGGGUCUACGGCUUCAAGCUGCAGUGGACCCAGAUGAAUCCGGACGCUGUAGACCGCAUUGUGGCCUACCGGCUCGGCAUCCGCCAGACGGGGCAGCAGCGCUGGUGGGAGCAGGAGAUCCCAGUGGAGGCCCCCAUCAGGAAGGGCGAGCUCAUCACCUACAACCUGACGGAGCUCAUCCGUCCGGAGGCCUACGAGGUGCGCCUCACUCCCAUCACGCGCUUCGGAGAGGGAGACUCCACCGUACGCAUCGUUACCUAUAGUGCCCCUAUCAAUCCACAUUUACGCGAGUUCCACUGCAGCUUCGAGGAGGAGCCCAUCUGUUUGUUCAUCCAGGACAAGAACGAUGACUUUGACUGGACACGACAUAGCGCUGCCACUCGCGACACCAAGUACACGCCCAACACAGGCCCCAGCGGGGACAGAGCCGGCUCCAAGCAGGGUUUCUACAUGUACAUUGAGACGUCCAGGCCUCGUAAGCUGGGGGACAAGGCCCGUCUAGUGAGCCCGGUCUUCAACGUGGCCCCCAAAAACCCCUAUGGCCUCACCAACCCUCCAGCAUACUGUUUCAGCUUCUACUACCACAUGUAUGGCAAGCACAUCGGCACCCUGAAUGCGUUCCUCAAGCAGAAGGGUCAGUCAGCUUCAGCAGAAAGCCCCGUGUGGACGCUCACUGGUAACCAGGGCGACCGCUGGAGGCAGGCCAAAGUCAGCGUCCACCCAACAGCAUCUUUCCAGGUGGCGUUCGAGGGCGUCCGUGGUCCCGGGAUCGAAGGAGACAUCGCCAUCGACGACGUGGUGCUGGAAGAGGGCGACUGUCCCAACACUCCACCCAAUCCUGAAGAGUCCAGGGCUCCUCCCAGGGAAAUGCAUAUAUGGCUCCUUCUGGUCACCGUGGCGAUGGCCUUGCUGAGGGGUCAGAGGUGACCCUCCCGUGAGGCGAGGCGGAACAGCGCCCCUAGUGGAUGGAGUCUGUGUGCAUCGGGGACCCUCUCUCUGUAGCCACCAAAGAUUCGCGCUUUUGGACAUUAUCUUGGGAGGACACCACAGUCCUUACUCCAUUCACACAAACUCACUCAAGGGAGAAAUCAACAGAAAAGUAAUAAAGAUUUGCUAAUGUUUUUUUUUUUUUUUUUAAGUUCUACUAACUUUUUUGGUCAAAAGCUCCUCUUGGCCCAAAUGAGAGGGAGGGCCUCUGUUUGUGUACUUUCAGUCCAACUCAAAUACUGCUUGGACUUGUUGGAGGGAGCAAUCAGAAAGCAAGGGGGUGAUUGCAAAAGCACAAAGCCAUGCUUAUUGACUACCACAUGCCACUGGAGAGGAAAAGGUUAUUGACCCAAAAAAAAGAAAAGGAAAAUGGAGCUACAACUAGACAUACUUUUGUUCACAACAGAAACAAACAAUGAAGCAAUUCUCCGUAAUGCCCUCCUUCAGAAAGACACAAAAUCACAGCUUUUUUUCACAUCCCCAUUUCGCCCACCCUCUGCGCGAGUCCUCAGCUGCACACGCUCUCCAAAUCCACCUCCACACCCACAACCCCCCCACCCCCAUCUCCACCCUACCCCACCUCUUUCCUGACGCCUGUCUAUUUUUAGCUUGGUGCUUUUCACUUGAGAAAUACAAUUAGAGAGAAACCACACCACAAGGAGGAACCACACCACACACAUCAUCAAAACUUCUCCUACACAUGGCAUCAACUUCAGUCUGUUUUCCCAAUGACCAGCUACCUAGUUAUCUUUCUUAACACUGUGCCCGUAAAGCAGAGUGGCCAGUCUGUGGUAUGGUAUGGAGAGGAGGUUCUGUAGGGCUCUAGAAGUUUCUAGAAUGUUCUCUAGAGUUUUAGAAGUGGAGGGUACUUUGGAUGGGUAACACUAGGAGAGAGGGCCGCAUGAGAAGCAGACGAGAGAGAGAGAGAGAGAGAGAGAGAAAGAGAGAGAGAGAGAGAGAGAGAGAGAGAGAGAGGGAGAGAGAACGAGAGAGAGUAAGGAAGAGGGAGACAGAUGAAGAAAAGAAUAGUAUGCUAUCUUUGUUCCUCUCCUCCUAUCUGAAGCCUCCAGGCCUCCAAAUCAGCUGUGGAGUCCAAGCCACUUUCUGCCAUGAAAACAAAGUGCCUUCAGAUUAAAAACACACAACAAAAUUCAAAUAAGACCAGUUACCCAACCUGGUCAGCAACCCUAGACAAACAACACACACACCAUUUGCAAUGUAGAUGCUGGCUAGCAUGGGCUAUUUUCUACCACCCCACCCCUCACUCCCAUAAAAAAAUAUAGACAAUAAUAGACAAAAGUGGUAUUUGGCACAACCUUAACAGAGGUCGGUAAAACUUGAGACCUAGGAUCUAGAUGAUGUGUGUGUGUGUGUGAGAGAGAGAGAGAAAAUGUGUGGUGAUGCCAUUCCACUCCCCACCAGCAGGGGUCAGUUGUGGGCGAGGGAGGGCAGGUUGGUGGGUGAAGAAGAGAGACUGGAGCACUGAUCUAGACCUCCUGGUAACCGGACCUGGGCCACAUGAGAGCCAGAACAAGACCAUGUCCAGGCGUGGGUUAACUGGAGAGGCCUCUACAGAUCACUGAAGCACCCAGCAGAGGAACACAAAGGGCCGUCAUUUCUCUAAUCCCAUACUUUCAACAGGGGAUGAAGAGUGGGUUGUGGAACAAACUGAGAACUGUGACGAAAACAACUCAAUACAGGAGCAGAAGAGCAAAAAUGAGCAAAUGAAUGAAUCAACAAAUGACUCUCUCUCAUCAAAGCAGAGACAGGAGAACUCAGCAGGGACGGGAAAGGUGGCUGAUGGGAACUCUCCAACAUGGCCGCCACCCGUCCCAGGCCUCUGUUGUUUCUAUACUAUAAUUGUGCAUUCUGUAAGAAUAAGAUAUUCAUAAGUAUAAUAAUAUUUUAUUACUCUGGUGAGAAUGUUUCUCUGCUUUUACACAAACUGUGAAGAGUUAGCAGUGGAAGAUCUACCUGAAUGCAUCCAUAACCUUAACCUGUGGGUUUUUCAACAGUGUUGUAUAAAAAAAAAAGAUGAAGAAACAAAUGAGAGCUUAAAGAUUUUUUCCAUACAUUGUUGGUUAUGAAAAAAGGCAUUUUAAGGACUUAUUUCUUAUUCCUUUUUGUUUCAGUUGAUUUUAAAUUUAAUGUUUUUCUUGUCUCCCUUGCAUUGAACAAAUUUCUCAAGCCGAAGGGGAACAUAAUAAAUUGGUUUGGUUAAAUGUAUAACUUGUAAAUGUUGAAGAUGUUCUGUCAGUUGAGGUUCAAAAGAGACGUGUAACUGUAUGUCUGAGUUGGGGAAGCACAACAUGUAUGGUUUCACAGCCUCCCAUGAAGGAUAUGCAUACACAUGAGAACUCCCCCUACAUCAUUGGCUCUGUCUGACUGUCCAAAACCACCAGACAAGCACCAGCAUGGAGUCAAAGUAGACCCAGGCUUUUUAACCCUUAAAAUGCCAAGAGUGCUUACCACAGACAAAUCAGAAACAGCUUUAGCUUAAGGGUACCUACACAAGGAUUUUAUAACACAUUCAAGAGUAAUUAAAAAUACUUCCAAGAAGGUAUACAAGUUUAUGGAUCCUUUAUAUUGGUAUACACAGUAAAUAUAUAGUAUUGGCUCUGUGCACUAGGUAACGUCAAACUUCCGCUUUUGUCUUACGGUGGGCAAACCCGUUUCCUGUUCAUUGUUAUCACUGUCAAAUAGCACCUGAAAAUGAGUGGUUUAGUUGUAACAAAAUGUGUGCUCAGGCACCGAAAAUCCUGCCCUCCUUCUUUUGUGCAGCCACGGUGCACGUGGGCUGGCAUUUUUAGGAAAAAGGAAACUUUUAUAUA
Molecule: messenger RNA, 6657 nt
Organism: Alosa sapidissima (American shad)
Lineage: Eukaryota; Metazoa; Chordata; Actinopteri; Clupeiformes; Clupeidae
Product: MAM domain-containing glycosylphosphatidylinositol anchor protein 2-like
Exons: 17
Coding region: 860-3766 (968 amino acids)
Biological process (GO): homophilic cell-cell adhesion
Cellular component (GO): plasma membrane; neuron projection
Molecular function (GO): protein binding
Source: RefSeq, a predicted model, not a curated record